GUUAAAAUUAGAGUUAAUUAGAAUUGCCUUAUCGUAAGUGACCUGUAAUCCUUUUGUGACUGGGAUUUGAUUAAAAUCUCUGUGACUGGAAUUUGAUUAUAAAAUUUGUCGAUUCAAAAUCUGGUCUUAUAGCCGCUCUUCCCUCCGCCGCCGGUGUUUAUCUUUCAACCGCUUUGCUUCUCUUCUCGCCGCCGCUCACCUGAAGGAUUUUAGGAGGGAGUACAAAUUGAAAUAUAUUGAAUCAAGAGUUUAAGAAAAUCAAACUCACAAAACAAAAUGAAGAUUACAAGAAGAGACAUAGUACGGAACGGCCCUGGCAGCGUUAAGUUGACGCCAGUUGAAUCAGAUGAUCUUUGGUUCGCUUAUAAUUUGAUAUCUCCUGGAGAUACCGUUAUGUCAGUUACUGUCAGGAAAGUAUUAAGAGAGGCAGCUUCUGGUGGUAGAGAUGCUGAAAGAGUAAAGUUGAAGUUAGAAAUCAAAGUUGAGGCCAUAGAUUAUGACAAAGUUGGUUCUGUCUUGCGUAUUCGGGGAAAGAAUAUUUUGGAGAAUGAACAUGUGAAAAUUGGAGCUUUUCAUACUUUAGAACUUGAGCUGCAAAGGCCUUUUGUUUUGAGAAAGGUAAUUUGGGACUCUUUGGCAUUGGAUGUACUCAGUCAAGCCUCUGAUCCUGGUGCAAGUUCUGAUCUCGCUGUGGUUUUAAUGCAAGAAGGAUUAGCACACAUCCUCCUUGUUGGUAGGAGCUUGACAUCUACUCGAUCACGGAUAGAAACUUCAAUUCCUCGAAAACAUGGACCUGCUAUUGCUGGCUAUGAGUCGGCGUUGAAGAAAUUCUUUGAGUACGUCUUACAGGCAUUUCUAAAAUAUAUCGAUUUCAAUGUUAUCCGGUGUGCGGUGAUUGCAAGCCCUGGUUUCACAAAGGAUCAGUUCCAUAAACACUUACUGUUGGAGGCAGAGAGGAGACAGCUGAGAACCAUUAUUGAGAACAAGUCACGCAUUGUUCUUGUGCAUACGACAUCAGGAUACAAGCAUAGCUUGAAAGAAGUCCUGGAUGCUCCAAAUAUUAUGAACAUGAUUAAAGACACCAAGGCUGCGCAAGAGGUGCGGGCACUUGAGGAGUUCUUCAACAUGCUUUCAAAUGAUCCAGCCCGAGCAUGCUACGGGCCAAAGCAUGUAGAAGUUGCCCAUGAACGCAUGGCUGUCCAGACUCUUCUCAUUACAGAUGAUCUCUUCAGAAAUGCUGACAUACCAACAAGGAAGAAAUAUGUCAAUUUGGUAGACUCGGUGAAGGGGUCAGGAGGCACUGCUCAUAUAUUUUCCUCCAUGCACGUCUCCGGAGAGCAAUUGGCACAGUUGACUGGCAUUGCUGCGAUCCUUCGAUUUCCUUUACCGGACCUGGACGACAUUGAGAUGUAAAACGCGAAGCCUUGAUGGACGUUUUGUGGAUGAUGGUGCGCUAAUUUUGUCUGUGAGCUGACAGACAUUUGUAUAAUAUGUUUUAUAGCUGUACCAGAGGCAGCAGUAGAUUAGAUGAUGAUAUUGAAUUUUGUGGGUAGAUUAGUACAACAGUCGGGCAAAUGCCUUCUGUUUUAUUUUACUUUAUUGGUGAUCAUCACCAUAGUCAUAGUGUAAGUGAUUCUUCAAAUAAGCUGGAUCAUUAACAUAUGAAUGUAAUUUUAAUCUAAGACCAGUUAAUUUUUCCGGCCAAUAUAUUGCUUUCUGUAUUCAAUUUUUA
This is a messenger RNA of Mercurialis annua (annual mercury), 1732 nucleotides long. Its product is annotated as protein PELOTA 1. The record is from RefSeq and is a predicted model, not a curated record. The transcript has 17 exons. Gene Ontology annotation, biological process: nonfunctional rRNA decay; ribosome disassembly; nuclear-transcribed mRNA catabolic process, non-stop decay. The coding region runs from base 277 to 1413 and encodes 378 amino acids. Gene Ontology annotation, cellular component: cytoplasm. NCBI's taxonomy places the organism in Eukaryota, Viridiplantae, Streptophyta, Magnoliopsida, Malpighiales, Euphorbiaceae.